CAGUUUAAAGAGAAGACUUUCGCCAUGGAGCGGAAUUACAAUACCAUUAGUGAAGAUUUUCUCACGUGUCCUAUAUGUAAAGAUGACUUUACUGACCCACGUGCCUUGCCAUGCCUUCAUGCUUUCUGUAAAACGUGCGUCUCAGAUCACAUUAAUCAGGUGACUAAAGGUCAAAGGGCACCUAAGGGUUUUGACUGUCCCGUAUGCAAGCGGUAUGUUGAUGCGCCCGACCCUCAUCAAGCCCCGGGGACAUGGGCGGAGAGAUUACCAUCCAGUCAUCUCAUCAAUAGUUUGAUGGACAAUGUUCGUCUGCGGAAUGACGUAAGUAAAUGCGACCCAUGCUUCCGCCGGAAGGAUAAGGUCAUUGCCUCGAAAUGGUGUAAAGAAUGCGCUGAAGCACUAUGCGAGCAGUGUGUCGCGUUUCAUAAAUCGUUAAAAUACUCGCAUAACCAUAACCUGUUGGAAUUUGAAGAGCUAAGACAACAGCCCAUUAAGAAUACUUUACCAAGACCACCAUGUCCACAACACGAAAAUACAACUCUUGGUUUCUUUUGUGAGGAUCAUCAGAAGGUCUGCUGCUCCUCGUGCGUUACGGUUGAUCACAGAAAAUGCUCUCACGUGACUACAAGCGUUGAUGCUGCUUCUAAAUAUAGAAAUGAAGUUGAUACACUCACGGAAAAGCUACGUCAUCAAAAUGGUUGGUCAGCAAGAAUAAUGGAGAAUCGACAGCAUAGUAUGAAGCUUCUGGAUGACGCAGAAGCUCAGUUGAAGAGUCAGAUCAUCAGUAUCAGGCAGCAGUUUGAUGAACUUCUGCGCACGCAGGAAAAACAAAUGCUUGAUGAUCUUAAAGCAAUUAAAACAAAGGAGAGACAUAAAUAUGAAAAAGAAGUGGCCAAAUGUGAGGAAAUGAUUUGCACGACGGGAAAUGCGUUAAACAUCGUGAAGAAUUCGAUGCAGCAUGGAACUGAUUCAGAUAUUCUCAUGUCCGUGAACAGUGUUAAGAAAGAAGCGAAAAAUUGCGAUCGCAGUCUGUCAGAAUUAUCCAAAACCUUAACAGACAUUUUGUUAAUAUUUACACCAGACCGCAUGUUAUCACAGGUACUUGGUUCCCUUAAGGAGAUGGGAAAGAUAUCGUUCAGCCACUCACAUGUGCACGUGCAGCCUCCAUACAACCUUAAUGUAAACUCGAGCAUUGACUCGGAACCGGAAACAGAACGUUUCACUCCAGACACGCCUAUUCACGAAAAGGAGAAAUCUCUGACACAGAGACGACAUCUUGAAGAACGGAAACUCAUCGACGACACUCCGCGUUCCUCGAGAAUGUCUCAACAGUCCAAAACAAGUUCAAGAAGAUCCCGGCACUCGCCAAUGUUGAACACCUCGCGCAGUAUGACUAACUCUAAACAAGAUUCCAGACAGAGCUCUAGACAAAACUCUGUGUCCAAAUUUCUGGACGAUUCUCCGCGUUCGAAGGCGUCGAGGAACUCGGACAUUUUCCAUGCUACAAUUGACGCGAUUGAAGGCGAAACUACUCCGCGCAGUAACAGUCGUAUACUUUCUCCUAUGACACCAAUGGGACGGGGCUCAGACCGACGUAUCAGUGGUAACCCAGCCGCACUCGAGUUCUUUUUCAAGGCCCCGCACUGGGUCAGGGAAAACGCGAAAAAAGUUACUGGGCAAAGGGGGCCACCUAUCUUUCGACAGACGGACUUUCUACCAACGUUCACUAUCAGUACUGGCGCGAAAUGUUGGGGUUUAGAUUUUAACGCCUCCUACAAGAGAUUCGCCGUCUGCUGUUAUACUCAGCCGCCAUGUAUCAAGAUAUUCUCUAGAAGUGAUGGUCGUGAAAUUAAAUCUUUGGCACGUGACAGAACCGGUGUUGAACUGUUCUUCUUUCCUGACUACGUUGCGAUGGACAGUGCAGGAAGACAUUUGUUUGUUACCGACAAAUACAAGAAAUCUGUGAUAGGGUUGACGAUGGAAGGCGAGAAGAGAUGGGAAUGUAGUUAUAGUGGUUUGAAGAACCCACGUGGUAUAUGUGUUGUAGGUAACCGUAUCUAUGUGGCAGGAUGCCGCUCCCACAGCGUUGUGUUGCUAAGCACAGAUGGUGAAAUCAUCGGGGACGUUAUUGUAGAAGGGAUUUCAUUCCCCAACAAGAUUUGUCUCAGUCCCCACAAUGAUCGUCUGUUAGUUACUCAGUUUCAAGGAACGCUUAUUGACAUAGAGAGAAACACAGUGAAAAUAUACAGACUUGAUUAAUCAAAUUAUUCCAUGUGUGAACGCUCAUCAAAAGAAACUUUAUAUUGUGUGAAAAAAUAUGUUACAGGAAAAUUAGAGAUGAAUAUACGGUAUAUUAAGUGAAAUUAAAUAUUUAUAUUUGAUUGUAGUAGUAAUCUGUUACAUACUCUUGUUGAUGUAUAAUUCUGAUUGAUUGAUUGAUUUGCAAGCGAUUGCAUAUCUGAUUUAAAUCAUUAUUUUUUAAUUAUUUGUUUGUUUAUUUGUGAUUUAUUGCUUUACUUUCUUUUAACUGGUUGUUUAUUAAAAGUUAUAUUGAUUAAUUGAUUUAUUAAUUUAUUUAUUUAAAUGAUCGACUGAUUAAAUUGAGAUUGGACUGUUGUUGGAAUAAAGUAUAUUUGUUUGUUCACUUGUGGAUGGAUGAUUGAUUGAUUGUUUUAUUAUUGAUUGAUUACAUAUGAUUGACAGUUGUACUCAUGACUGAAUAACCAUAGAAUUUACUUUUGCAGCUUAACAUUGAUUGAUUGAUAUAUUGAUUGACUGAUUGUUUGACUUGUGAUUGAUUGGACAAUUUACUGGUGAAUGAUUCUUUUAUUAACUAAUAAUUGUUAUCUUAAUGAUUGAUUAAUUUUUAUCUAUUGAUGGAUUCCUCUUUGAUUGAUAUACAAAGUUUAACUGGACUUCAUCAUAUAUAAAGUUGAUUGAUAUAGUAUUAAAUGAAUUCUAAUUGAAAUGAUCAGUGCAAGUAAUGAUUAAUUGCUUUGAUAAUAUAUUUUUUGAAUUAAUGUCUAACUUUUUUUCUGUUUUGCUAUAGAAAUGUUAAUACAUGAUGACUGUGAUAUUAAGUGGUAUACCCAUCGAUGAUGUAAUACUUUAGGGUGAACGCAUCAAUAAUGAUUGAGAUAAUUUAGGUAAACGCAUCAAUAAUAAUUGAGAUAAUUGGGGUAAACGCAUCAAUAACGAUUGAGAUAAUUGAGGUAAACGCAUCAAUAAUGAUUGAGAUAAUUCGGGUAAACGUAUAAAAAAUGAUUGAGAUUAUUGGGGUAAACGCAUCAAUAACGAUAAUGAUAUUUUGGGAUAAACGCAUCAAUAAUUAUUGAGAUAAUUUGGGGGGAACGCAUCAAUAUUGAUUGUGAUAAUUGGGGUAAACGCAUCAAUGGUAGUUUUUAUAUUUGGGGGUUAUGCACCAAUGAUGGUUGUGAUAUUUGAGGUAACGCAUCAAUAUUGAUUGAGAUAAUUUGGGGUAAACGCAUCAAUAAUGAUUGAGAUUAUUGGGGGUAAACACAUCAAUAAUCAUUGUGAUAUUUGAGGAGCAACACAUCGGUGAUUGCAAUAUUUGAGGUUUAACCAUCAAUGAUGAGUGUGAUAUUUGUGGGUAAACGCAUCAAUGAUGACUUUGAUGUUUUAAGUUAAAGGCAUUAAUAAUGACUGCGAUAUGGGGGGGGGGGGUACAUUAAUGAUAAUUUGGAUAAUUGGGGUUUAACACGUCAAAGAUUACGGAAAUAUUUGCUGUUAUUUGUUGUGAGUGUCAUAAUAUACGUUUUAUUUAAUUUAUUUUUUGUCUUCGUUUUCUUUUCUUUGCACGCAUUGCGACUGUUUUUUUAAAUAAAUAAAUCAAAAGGAUAGAUGCAUGCUAAAAUUAAAGUUAUAAUACUGCUGCAUGUUAUGGACAAUAGGACACGCGUUGACGGCGUUUUUUCUAUGUUAGAUUAAGUAGACAUUUUAUAAUUUUUUUGAAAAUGUUUCAAUCUACAUGUACAAAGUAAAAAACUGUUGUUAAUUUGUAAUUUUUGAUAUAUAUAUUUAAAACUUGUUUCACUUACUUUUGAAAAUUGUUUAGUUUUCUUCAAUGAUACAGUGAUGUAGAAAAUCUGACAGUUUGUACUCGUGUGUGUUAACAGCAUUAAAUAUUUGUGUGCA
Molecule: messenger RNA, 4155 nt
Organism: Ruditapes philippinarum (Manila clam)
Lineage: Eukaryota; Metazoa; Mollusca; Bivalvia; Venerida; Veneridae
Product: transcription intermediary factor 1-alpha-like
Exons: 5
Coding region: 25-2259 (744 amino acids)
Biological process (GO): positive regulation of DNA-templated transcription
Cellular component (GO): nucleoplasm; chromatin
Molecular function (GO): zinc ion binding; ubiquitin-protein transferase activity
Source: RefSeq, a predicted model, not a curated record